CGACGCCCCGCCCAGUGCCGAGCCCCGCCCCGAGCUGUCGGAGCCCAUGGCGCCUGCGGCGGGGCGCUGGGCCCCCGGCCUGUGGCGGGCCUGCAACUGGCUCAUGGCCGCGUUCUUCGCGCUGGCGGCCUUGGUGCAGGUAAACGACCCAGACGCAGAACUGUGGAUGGUGGUAUACAUGAUACCUGCGAUGCUGAGCCUGCUUGUGGGACUUAAUCCUCUUGUCACCGGCAACUUAAUUUGGAAGAGUGCCUCUGCAAUACACAUAUUCUUUUGUAUCGCGUGGGCUGUCGGCUUGGCCUGCCACCUCUGGCUUCACUCCCGACAGAACAUCUUACAUGAGGAAGAAGGCAGGGAGCUGUUUGGUCUGGUGAUUAUCACAGUAUGGAUGGGCCUAUGUCACAGUUCAUCAAAGAAUCCGGUUGGUGGAAGAAUUCAGCUGGCGACUGCCGUUACAAUCACUCUCCUCCCAUUUAUCUCUUGGAUCUACAUCUACAUAAACAAGGAGAUGCGGUCCUCCUGGCCAACUCACUGCAAGACAGUAAUUUAAAUGAAGUCAAGAAUCCUCUUCUUCAAAUGAGUAUUGUCAAUCAAUUGUUUAUAAACGUGGUUGUAACAAGCCAAUUUCCUAGGAGUUUAUUUAGGUAAUUUGAGCUAAUUUUAGAGGUGAUAAAAAAAAUCCUAAGAACUUUCUGAGGAUGCCUACGACACAGCAUGGGAUUGCAUGGGACCGGUAAGAGACGGGGGUCUGACAUUCAGUUGUCACAGUGUAGUAAAAAAGGCAACAGAACGAAAGUUCAGAAAUGUGAAUUCUAACUCAACAUAUCACUACCUAUAUGCCUUGGGCAAAUAUAUGAACCUCCUGGUGGAUGUCUUCAUCUGUAAAAUAGGAUUAAUACCAGAUCUCCUACUCACUUGUACAGUUGCAAGGAUUAAACUGGAGAAUAUGAGAGCACUCCAGAAAUACCAAAUGCUUGUAAGGGGCUACACAUGAAUGAAACAGAGGAAAGCAGGGUUUGAGUGAUAGGAUAGACACAGAGAUUCAAGAAAGGGCUGUGCCCCUGCACUGAACUCACUCUAUGGGACCAGGGCAGCACCAUGAACUAAAUGGGGAUGCCAAAUGAAUGAGUGUGUCUUAGAGAGGAGAGUUAGGUAGAAUAAAGGAAUUGGGGACCAAAAGGAAAGAGGCAAUAUUAAAUGCACUGCAAAUAAAAAAUAAGACCAAAAUCUGUACACAUUUUUUAAAAAAUGAAUGUCAAAGGUCACCCAGGGGAGAAGACCGUUUUGGAGCUGUACUCUCCAGUGUGUUAACUCUAGUACCAUAACCAUGAUGCAUACACACACACACAACAUGGGAACAUCACUAUGGUGCACACAUAUAUGACAUGAUAACAUCACACAACCAUAACAUGUUGCAUUGAGCACCUGAAAUGUGGCCAGGCUGAGGAAGUAAAAUUCUGCUUUUUCAUUUUAAUUUUAAAACAUGUCAAUUCAAUCAUUAGAAAACUUGUAAGUGUGUGUGGAACGCUUAGGUGUGUUUGGAACAAUUGAAGUAGAUGUGAAUCUACUUCUUUAACUGCAGGUUUCAUAUCUAAAUACAGAUCAAGUAUUUCCAGGGAAAAUGUAAUGUCAAUGGAUGGGUUAUUAAAUAUAAAAUAGAUCCUGGAUUUUAAAGACAUAGUACAAAAAGAAUGUAAAAUAUUCUUACAUUGAUUACAUGUUGAAAUGAUAUUUUAGAUUUGAGUUUAGAUAUUUUAGAGUGUAGAUAUUUUAGAAUUGAGUUUAAUAUAAAAUAUAUCAUUAAAAUUAAUUGUUAUCUGUUUCUAUUUACUUUGUAAAAUGUGACUGCUUUCAAUUACUUCAGUGGCUCACAUCGUAUUUUUGUUGGAUGGCGAUUUUUUUACAUCUACUAGCAUCAAAACACUGGAGUCAAGAUUCCAUUUCAUGAGAUUUAGGAAACACUUCACUCAAAACAUAUUCAUAUAUAUAUAUAUAUCAGGAGAGGGGAAAUAAGUCAGGCCAUUUGUCUAUUUUUACAGCCUUUAAUACAAUAUUACGUAUUCUACAAAUAUUUGUUAAAGGAGGUAUGUAUGGUUUUUGUUUUACGCAAUGGCCACUGGACAGGCAAAAUUCUCUGUUAAGAUUGAGAUGAAGGAAAAGGAGAAAAAAAUCUAGUCGAUAUUAAAACAAAUAACGUGAAAUUUAUUUUAAGGGUCAAUAAAAUACGUAUAAAGGAUUCCGGGGCUCCAGUAUACAUUUAGCUUGCAUGAUGCGUCUGGUUUUUACAUCUUUUAAUGUAACUACUAAAAUCACAUAGGAAAAAAUGGACUC
This is a messenger RNA of Mirounga angustirostris (Northern elephant seal), 2331 nucleotides long. RefSeq names its product transmembrane protein 220 (gene TMEM220). NCBI's taxonomy places the organism in Eukaryota, Metazoa, Chordata, Mammalia, Carnivora, Phocidae. The record is from RefSeq and is a predicted model, not a curated record. The coding region runs from base 47 to 550 and encodes 167 amino acids. The transcript has 6 exons.